ACAUAUAAAUACUAAAUAUGCAUUUAUAACUUGCAGCACAGUUCAUGGACCUUGCUGUCUGUACUAACUUACCUCAUUUUCAGAAUCAUUUUCAGAUGAAUGUCUGUUUCGUUUGAAUUUCGCUGUGUUCUGUCUUAAUUCCUCCUUUUUUGCUCCAUUGUACAGAACUAUGUCCUUCUUACCGACACAAUAUUGUCUUGCUCCUCUUUUUGAAAGAGCAAAUUCACACUAAAUCACAUCCGGCAGAAAACAAUUGCUGCAUUGCUCUUUAUACGCUGAAACAAAGGCUCUCCCCUGGGAAGGAGACACCACUUUGAAAUGGCCACUAUAGGCAUUUUAAGCACUGUAAGUGCAAAGUAAAUGGAGGUCACAUAGUCAACUCCACUAAAUCGCAUUAACUAACAUUUGUUGCUAGAUAUAAAUAUGUCCAAUGCAUUUGAUAUAUCUCAGACUUAUUUAUAUUGGAAAGACUUUUAUUUUCCUAAGUCAGUACAACAUUGCUAUUUGUAAAUACCUUUCUGCCCCAUUCAAUCAGCAUUGAGUUAAAACCACUAUGGCUGCUGGCUGCUGUAAUAUUUCUAAUGUUAAUAAUAACCUUUAUGGUUAUUUGGAAAUAAUUCCUUCAGGAACCUGGAAAAAAUUAGAAUGUUCAAGGUUGAGGACUCACAUACUGUAAGUCACAUUGUUAGCCAUGGAGCCUUAACUCAACCUUUUGAUUGUGUUGGGGUUGUGAAUUUCUUCGAAACAUUUCAAUCAUGUUACGCUUCUGGCUACACUCCAAUCAGUGAUGUCCUAGCAGGGGACUGUUUAAAACAGUUGUGUACCCCUUUACAACAUGUCGCAUUUCAGAUUUGUUUGCGAGGUGAAAGCGAUACAUCUACUGUACAGUGUAAACUAGGGCUGCAACUACCAAUAUCUUUUCAUGAUCGAUUCACUUUUACUUAUUUGAUUAUCUUGAAUUUCUUUUAAUUAAUCGAAUGAACGCUAGGCUGAUUACUCUAAAGUCUAUUAAAUGUUAGAAAAUGUUGAAAAAUGUUGAUCACAAUGUCCUAGAUACCUCGGUGACGUCAUCAAAUAACUGUUAUUUAAGAUAUUACAGUGCUCCCAGUUAAUGGACCGGUCGUUUCAGUACUAGUGAAAACUCAGCAGAGAAUUGCACGUUUUCAUGUGAACAGUCCAGUCUAAUCAGCCAUCAGUACAGCAUGAAGCACAGUUUGGGCCCCAUUAACAUAUAUUAAAAUACUUAGUGUCAAUAUUUGCUCAAAGAGGACCCACAGCACUGCACUCCUAUGCCACUAAAGUAGCAACUGGUACAACUUCCCAUUAGGACGUUCAGUGCUCCGCUGUUUGCAUUUAACGCUAAGCAGCACUGAGCACACAGCUCUGAUUGAGUGUUGCUUCAUAGGUUGGAGUGUGUCAGAGGUGCAACAUACUAAAAAGUUUGACUCCAGUGAUGGUCCAGCAGAAGUUUCCUGCCUGGUGUGACUCAGCUCGUUUUACUCUUUAAAUGCACACAGAGUUUGUGUGUGGUUCUGUUUUCCUGACCCGUGUCGCUGCUUCCACAGACACCGCUGUUUACAGUCUCCUUUGUGUGAUGUGACGUGUAGUUGCAUUGCAUGGCGAUAACCUGGAGCAGUGGUGUGGUGUGUUGUGUUGUGUGUGUGUUGUGUGUGUGUGUGUGUGUGUGUGUGUGUCUGGCUUUAGAUCCAGGCCCGGCCCGGCCCAGUCCAGACCCCUAACCCUCUAACAGUGAUGUAUCUCCUUUGCUUCCCUCCUUUCAUCCUACCCUACGUUUCUCCUCACUCUCUCUCAUUUGCACCACUUUACUUCUUUUGUCCUCCUCCUUUUUCCAUCGUGUUCUUCUGCUAUCCCUCACUCUCCUCGACUACCUCCUCUCCUCCUCUGCACUGCCUUUGUUUGCUCCCCUCUGUCCCACCGCUGUUUCUGCUGCUGUUGCUGUAGAUAGUGUUGUCGUCUCUGCGCUAUGGCAUAAUCUCUGGCUCCUGGGUGGAGCGGGUUCACCUGUGGCGCUUCAAGGGCGUCAUUCAGUGCCUGCCUAUUAUCGCCACAACCUUCUGCUGUCACCCGUAAGUAAACCACGGAAACCACCCCUGAUUUAACACCACCGUAAGGGCAGUUGUGGGGGGGGGGAAUGAUGGAAGCCAGAUGUUUUCCCCUGCAUCUGUAAACCCCCCCCCCCCUCCUCCAACCUACCUGAAUCUUCCACCUACUCCUCUCUGUCAUCCCCAUUUUUCACCUUUUAAUUUGUCUGAGCUAUUUCAGCUCUGUGAGUGUGCCUAUUAUGUGUGUGUGUGUGUGUGUGUGUUUGUUUGUUUGGUGGCAGUAGUAGUAAGGCAGAGAAGUGUAACCUACUGAAGUGAAAGUUUCAUCUUUGCUGCCCUUCUGCUACCGCCCCACACCCAGGAUGGGCAGCCUGGGUGUGGAUGUGGGAGGCUGAAGGGUUAUGGAGGGUUCUGCUGUCCUUUGGGACUUUAUCAGACAGGUGCUGCCGACCUACGACAGCCUGGACGAGCCGUCCGUCAAACGCAUGAGCACCAUCUUCACCUCUUCCCUCAACGUAGUCACCAUCUUCUACAUCACUGUGGGUUUCUUUGGCUACGUCAGUUUCACUGAUAACAUCGCAGGCAACGUGCUGAUGAACUUCCCAUCCAACCUUGUGACUGCGAUGAUUCGCGUGGGCUUUAUGAUGUCUGUGGCCGUCGGAUUCCCCAUGAUGAUCCUGCCCUGCCGCCAGGCCAUCAACACCAUGCUUUUUGAGCAGCAGCAGAAGGAUGGGACGUUUGCUGCCGGGGGAUACAUGCCUCCUCUGCGCUUCAAGAUGAUCACCCUCUGCAUUGUGUUUGGCACCAUGCUGGGAGGCAUUCUCAUCCCCAACGUGGAAACCAUUCUGGGUCUGACUGGAGCCACUAUGGGCAGCCUCAUCUGUUUCAUAUGCCCUGCUCUCAUCUACAGAAAGAUCCAGAAGAAUGGCUUAAUUUCUCAGCUGGUGCUUUGCGUGGGUCUGGGCAUCCUACUGGUCAGCACCUUCACCACCCUCUCAAUUUCAUCUAGAAGCCCCGGCACCAAGGUCCAAGCUCCUCCUCCUCCAGCACCUGUCAAGCACAACCUGCCGCUACCGGACUUCCCUGAACAGCACGACAAUCCACCAAACAAGAAGCCAGCGGAGAUCGAGAAACCUGAGCUUCCAGCUGUGCAGGUGGUGCAGCCUGAAGAGAGGGGCCCAGCUGAGCCCCCCCAGAUUAAAGGACCAGUGGAACUACCUGACCGGAAAAAGGAUGAAGAGGUGCAAUUGGACCGCCCUGAUGCUGGUGUUGCGGUGCCAGAGGGUGAGGCCCAUCGCCACGAACCUCCCAUCCCUCAUGACGAGGUCCAGGUGGACACAAGAGAUGAAGGGCCAGGUUUAGGGGACGCUGUGAAGGUAGCGGACAAAAAAGACGACAAAGUUGAAGAGAAACCGAAGCCUGCUGAGGCUGUUGUGGGGAAAGAGGAAGUGGAUUUGGGUGGUGGUGAAGUCCGGUCCAAUGAAGUGGUGGAGAAGCCGGUUGCAAAGGCAGACAAAAAGCAGGACGUCCCCCUGCCAAAGGAAGUGGAGAAGCUCGAGCCUGUGAAAGAUCCUCAGGCUGCGGUGGCACAAGUCGAUAAAGCGGGCAAAGCUCCAGAUGCUGCUGGGAAACGUGAGGCUCCACUUCCUGAAGGAGAGCACCAUCCUGCUGCAGACGAGGCUCCAGGUAUAGACAGCAAAGAUACGGCAGACGAGAAGAUGGACGUGAUAAAAAAGCUGGUUGCAGAGGGCCAGCUGGACCACGCCGUGCUACUGCAGGUGAUCAAGGAGCAGCAAGAGCAACAGAAGAGACUUCUUGACCAGCAGGAAAAACUACUGGCUGUCAUAGAAGAGCAACACAAGGAAAUCCACCAGAAACAACCGGCUGGGGCUGCUGAAGGUGAGGCAGAGAAAGGCAUCCAGGAGGGGGUGGAAGAUGGAGCAGCAAAGCCCAAAGAGCCUGGCCUGGACUCAGACCUGAAGCAGCCCAAGGAGGAAGCUGGAGCCGGAGCUGCCGAGCCUCAUCCCGCAGCCCAGAAUCAAGUGCAGGCCUGGGAUAAGGGUGCCGAGGUCGUAGCUGUUCAGGCGGCUUACAAGGAGGAUGACCAUGUUGCACUCGGAGGAGAAUCCCAUAAGCAGAGUGAGCUUGGGGCAAAGGGAGUGCCACUGGGAAAGAAAAGACCUGAGGACCGUCAGCCUGUACCUAAUGAUCAGGCAGCUCAACUUGAAGAUGAAGAAAGAAGCCUAGAUAAGGAAAAAGAUAAAACUGAAAAUCUUAAGAAGGAACAGAUAGAGAAAGAAGUUCAGGCAAGACUGGAAAAAGAACUGCUUGAGAGAGAGCUAAAGGAAAAGAUGGCCAAGGAGCAGGAGUUAGAAAAGGAAAGGAUAGAGAAAGAAGUGCAGGCAAGAUUGGAAAAAGAACGGCUGGAAAGAGAGAGAAAAGAAAUGCUGGCCAAAGAGCAGCAGUUGGAGAAGGAGAGAGUUGAGAAAGAAAACAUAGAGAAAGAAGUGCAGGCCAGGGUGGAAAAAGAACGACUAGAAAGGGAGAGAAGAGAGAAGCUGGCCAGAGAACAGGAGUUGGAGAAAGAGAGAGCACUAAAGGAGAAACAGGAGAAAGCUGCAGAAGAGAGACAUCAGCAGGAGAUGCAGAAAGCACACAAUGAAAUACUUGAGAGAGCAAAGAAAGAGAAAGAGGCGGAGGAGGCUCGGGAGAGGCUGGCCCAGCUGGAGCGAGUCGUAGAAGAAAGAGAGGCUGCACAGGGGGCUGAGAGGGAAGACGCUGAAGCUUUGAAGAAAGGAGGACGAGACCUCAAAGAGGAAGCUGCUGCUCAGGCGGACCCAAGAGAAGGUGUGGAAGCCGGGGCCGUCAAAGCCGGGGCUCAGCCCCAGGGCUCCCACGAGAAGUUCAGGGACCAGGGAGAGAUGGAUCUGAGGCGGAGGCGCAGGGCACUGGGACCCGGAGAAGCUGGAGGGCCCCCGGAGGAGCCCGGGGUGCCCAGGGGGAUGCCGAGGCUGGAGCCCCUGCUGGAGCUGGGGGGCUCCGACCUGCACGCGGCCCUGGAGGAGCAGCUACUGGCUGGGGCAAUGGUGCACACGCGGCAGAUUAAACAGGCCUCAGAGGAUGCGGGAACGAAAUAAAGCAUCAGACACACACACACACACACACACAGAUUCUCACUCAACGAUCGGGCAGCAAGUUCAACACCUACUGUACAGUUGCAGGAAACUUGUAAUACUGUGGACCGUGAUAUUGUUGCCUUACUUUCUUUCUCUCCUUCAGAAAUGUUGUGGACAAAGAGGGACAGUUUCUCUUCCUUGAUACUGUCUACUGUGGAAAUAACGCAGUCUUUAUUAAAGAGCAAAGUGCAUGUACAUAUUAACUUAUUUUUGUCUUUAGGGAGGACAAUUUUGAAGAGGUCACUGUUGAAAUGUAUAUAAAUCUAUGCAAAUACCAUUCCAUAGAGUGAUUAGACAGGGAGGGUGUAUUAAUGUUUGUAUUUCAGUCACCCAAGUUCCUUUUUAUUCACCAGCUUUUUAGAGUUUGGCUCUCUGAAGGAUCUGUUGUGCUCUCUCCUGUGCCGUUUUUCUGUUAAAAGUUCAGUUUGUGUGUAUGUUACUUUGAGAUGUAAAUAUUGUAAUAUCUGUUACGGUUUAAGGUUUCUUUGAACAUACAUGUACCGCGUAUUGGAUGUAAUGUGGGUUCAGGUGCCUUAGAUUAAGAGUUGUUUCACUAUAUCUUCAAAUGAAAGGAACUGAAUUCAACCUCAUGCUGGAGCUACGGAUUACGUAGUGUAGCCUUACAGUUUGAUAAACUGUGGACAACAAAGCAGCUAGAUCCAGAUCAUAAGUUACCAAUCAUUCCAUCUUAAAUAUAUAUUCCUUGUUGAUUUAUCAGUGCCUUCCAAUGCAUAUGCUGCUGUUUUAUCAAAACAAAUGUGGCAGUUUUUCCUCCAUUUGUGUUCUUUUUGCUUCCACUCUUAUUGUAAAGAGUACAGCAAUUAUGAGAAAAUAACAUUGUUGAGGACAGUGGAAGGAAAUAUGGAGGGAGUUUGUAGUGUUUCUUAGUAAUCCAAAAUUCUCAAAAUUUCUGUUGGACCUUUGCUUUGUACAAGAGGCUAUUUUUUCUAUGUGCGUUGUAUUUCUGUACAUUUUGCUAAUAAUGAAUAAAAACAUCUAUUACA
Messenger RNA from Perca fluviatilis (European perch), 6243 nucleotides. RefSeq names its product solute carrier family 38 member 10 (gene slc38a10). The record is from RefSeq and is a predicted model, not a curated record. Gene Ontology annotation, biological process: amino acid transmembrane transport. The transcript has 12 exons. The coding region runs from base 2465 to 5200 and encodes 911 amino acids. Lineage: Eukaryota; Metazoa; Chordata; Actinopteri; Perciformes; Percidae. Gene Ontology annotation, molecular function: amino acid transmembrane transporter activity.